This is a messenger RNA of Polyodon spathula (Mississippi paddlefish), 3207 nucleotides long. Its product is annotated as aromatase-like. The record is from RefSeq and is a predicted model, not a curated record. The transcript is spliced from 10 exons. Lineage: Eukaryota; Metazoa; Chordata; Actinopteri; Acipenseriformes; Polyodontidae. Gene Ontology annotation, molecular function: oxidoreductase activity, acting on paired donors, with incorporation or reduction of molecular oxygen; monooxygenase activity; heme binding. Bases 301 to 1785 code for a protein of 494 amino acids.
AAUUAAAAAGAGGCUUUCGUGCAAAAUGUGGGAGAGCAAAGCUCUAUUUCUGACAGUAAUGGCCCUUGUACCUACGAUUUACUGCAGUAUCUAGGCAACCAGUAAAUUAGCAACCGAGCACACUUUUAUAAAUAGCAGCAGAAUAGGUAGAAGGAAAAAAGUUGUUCAGCAGUAAGAAAAACAGUUAGGCCGCCUUGAAUAAAGAUCUAAAUAAAACAAGACAUACAACAAUCUUCUGCAGCUAAGCAGGACGACCAGUGUAACACCAGCCAGAUCCAGGUGGAGGAGCGGAUUUUGAAGAUGCUCGUUCCAGUUCAUCACAACAUCACUGACAUUGUGCCAGAAUGCAUGUGUGGAACUACAGUGAUUCUUUCGCUCCUGUUGUGUCUCUUCAUGCUGGUGUGGAACUGUAAGGCUAAAGCAUCUAUACCAGGUCCCAUUUUCUGUAUGGGUAUUGGUGCACUCCUUUCAUAUGGCAGAUUUCUAUGGACAGGAAUAGGAAAUGCAAGCAACUACUACAAUGAAAAAUACGGAGAUAUGGUCAGGGUAUGGAUUGGUGGAAAAGAAACUCUCAUCUUAAGCAGAUCCUCUGCUGUGCAUCACGUACUGAAACAUGGAAAGUAUGCCACGCGAUUCGGAAACAAGCGUGGUCUGCAGUGUCUUGGCAUGAAUGACGGUGUUAUUUUUAACUGUGAUGUUACUCUUUGGAAGAAGUUACGCUCCUAUUUUGCUAAAGCUCUUACAGGUCCAACAUUGCAGAAAGCUGUAGCAGCCUGUAUUGAUUCCACUACCCUAUUCUUGAACAAGCUCCCUGAGAUGACCAAUCACUAUGGCCAGGUGGAUGUCUUAAUGCUACUCAGACUGAUCACUGUGGAUGUCUCCAACAGGCUAUUUCUGAAUGUUCCGAUGGAUGAAAAGGAAGUGGUGUCUAAAAUACAGCAGUACUUUAACACCUGGCAAGCACUACUUUUAAAGCCAGACAUUUUCUUCAUGUUCAAAUGGAUGUAUCAAAGACAUGAGGCUGCUGCACAGGAAUUACCAAAAGCUAUUGAUAAGCUCAUUGAGAAAAAGCGAAAGGCACUUCUAGAAGCUGAGAAAUUGGACGAUUACAUUGAUUUCACGUCAGAAUUAAUAUUUGCUCAGAGUCAUGGGGAGCUGUCUGCUGACAAUGUGAAGCAAUGUGUGCUAGAGAUGCUGAUAGCUGCACCUGACACCAUGUCGGUCACUUUGUUGUACAUGCUAAUGCUUAUUACCCAACACCCCGAGGUUGAGAGGAAACUGAUGGAGGAAAUUGACACUGUUAUAGGGGAAAAUGAAAUACAAAACAAAGACUUGCAAAAUUUAAAGGUCUUGGAAAACUUCAUCAAUGAGAGCCUGAGAUUCCAUCCAGUGGUGGAAUUCUCCAUGCGCAGAGCCAUUGAAGAUGAUGUCAUUGAAGGCUACACUGUGAGAAAGGGAACAAACAUCAUCCUGAACAUGGGUUGGAUGCAUAAAAUGGAAUUCUUUCUCAAACCACAUGAGUUCAGCCUGGAUAACUUUAAAAAAACUGUUCCCAGUCGGUUCUUCCAACCGUUCGGGUCUGGCCCUCGGUCCUGUAUAGGGAAGCACGCAGCUCUGGUGAUGAUGAAAGUGAUCCUGGUUACCCUUCUGAAGAGAUACACUGUCCAGCUUCAGAAAGGGUGCUCUUUAAAAACCAUGGAAACCAGCAACGAUCUGUCUCAGCACCCCAUCGAGACUCGAAACAAGCUGGACAUGAUUUUUAUUCCGAGACAAAAAACACAGUAAUGUUACUGUAUGUUAAACUGAAAAUUGCAAGACACAAUCUUUUAUUUUCCUACUGUUUGUUUGAUAUCACACUUUAAUCUAGGAAUGAGGUGUAGCACUAGUUAAUCUGGCUGUGCAGAGUGUUGGGUUUGCUCAAUUACAAUAAUGACAACAAAUAAAACAUUUCAUAAGGAGAAUAAAAUAUACAUUGUUAUUAUUCAAUCCAUAUAAAUUACACCAUUAAAAUAGUUACACACAAUAUGAUAAUUCCACAUACAACAAUGUCCUAUAGCUAAUAUUUAUGCUGCAUAUUAUGUUUUAUUUUAUAUUAAUAUUUUAUUACGUCCUACAAUAAAUUAUACAUCUCAAAAACAGUGUAUAGCAGAUCUUGUAAAAAAGUUUAAAAAAAUAAUGUUAAAGCUUUAUAAAAAGGUAUAGUGUGUAUCUUUCUAACAUACAAAUCGUGAUUCAUCCUCAUUUGAGUUUCUCAUAAGACUCUACAGUAGGAUUGCCUAAAGAGUUAUGUCUUUGUUAAUGUUCCUCCAUAACAGCAGAAUAUUGAUGCACAUGAAUUCGAAUGAAUUAUGGUGAUGGAUAUCCUUCUGGACUUGUUUGUCAUUAUGGAGUUUUGUAAGUGUUUUGUUUUUUGUUUUUUUUACAUGUUUUGGUUUUGAAUAUUACAUAAAUCCUGUUUGACUACUGCUCAACAAAUCUUAAAUCAAUCAUUUCUUGUAUUUUCUGGUGACACAUGUUUUCAAAAGAUCACACCUCACUGUAACUGUAGUCCAAGUGGACUAAUGCAAUAUUAACAGAAGGCCAUUGUACAAAUACAAAUUGCUAACAGUACUUAUUAAACAUGAAUACAUUGUCAAAAACCUAAAAACAAACAAGAUCAGUUUGGAUGGAUUUAUUUACUUAUUUAUUUUUGGGAAGGGGGUGGGGUCACUCUACUGGGCCCAGUUUUAAGUUCUGCCACACCUGUGUUUGCUUCUCUGUGCCAAUGUGUUUCAUUCUAGUGUCCAGGAUGAGAUGCAUCAUAAUGCUGCAUUACAAAAACAACGCACUGGGUUCUACUGAUCUGAACAGAAGCAGAGAGAAAUACUGCCCAGCAUCUCUAACACUUCCUGAGUCUCAGUUGUCGUUAAACGUUACAAAUUGCCAGGGUUGGUUCCAUCAUUCUAUCAUUUAGAUCCCUCUCAGUUUAGAUCCAUUACUGAAUUGACCCCACUGCCUUUUGGAUUACAUGAGAUGCUAUUCUCUCAUUCAGACAUCACCCUAUAGAAUUAACUCAUUUUGCUUCAUAAAGCUGAAUAGAAACAUGCAGAAUAAUGCUAUGUCAACAUACUGAAUUACAUAUCGCUUUGUAGUUUUCCAUAAACUUAACGAAAAACUGAUGACUGAACAACAAGACAUUUCAAAAAUCUAACAUUAAAUACCGUACUA